Molecule: messenger RNA, 1363 nt
Organism: Ooceraea biroi (clonal raider ant)
Lineage: Eukaryota; Metazoa; Arthropoda; Insecta; Hymenoptera; Formicidae
Product: ceramide-1-phosphate transfer protein
Biological process (GO): intermembrane lipid transfer; ceramide transport
Cellular component (GO): cytoplasm; membrane; cytosol
Molecular function (GO): ceramide 1-phosphate transfer activity; ceramide 1-phosphate binding
Source: RefSeq, a predicted model, not a curated record
CCUUCGUUACAUGAUCUCGGAACAAAGGCAAAGGCCGUGAAUACGGAAAUGAACUGUUAGCGAUUUUUGACUCUAUCAGCCAAUACGUCAUGCAUCAGUUAGUGUCGUAGCAACCGCGAUAAGCAGGUGGUGAUGUAAUUACGGUCGAAUUUCAAGGGUUAUAUGAAAUCAGAGGAGUAAAUUAUCGUAACGCGGCGCAGGAGCAGGUAAAAUUGUAACUGUCGGUGUACAUUGAAUUCAGUAGUGCGACAAUGGCGGAGGGUCCGGAAUUAAGUUUUUUCGAUUUACGCACGGUACACGAUUAUUUCGACAAAGCUCUCAUGGAGAAUGACGAUAUCGAGUUGACAGCGUACUUAGAUGCUUACAAUGAAUUGUACAAGUUUUUUCAACUAAUGGGCAGUGUCUUCAGUUUUGUCUCUUCUGAUUUGAAGCAAAAGAUAGAUGUGUUGACUGAGUUGAGAAACAAAGACGAUCAGAAUUACACGACUAUCAAAUCUAUGAUCGAAUAUGAGAGAAAGAACAAACUGUUGGAGAAGCCUAACUUUGUCAACGGUGCACGUACUUUACUACGCCUACAUAGAGGUUUAGAUUUUAUUAGAGAAUUUUUGCGACAACUUGGUGAACUCACAGAUGGUGAUAAAACAUCUUCUUGUUGCCAAGAUGCCUACAACAAAACCUUAGCCAAACAUCACCCGUGGGUGAUCAGGAAAGCUGCGAUUGUUGCAAUGUACACUAUGCCUACGAGGGAGGCUUUAUUCAAAAAGGUCUGCGGUGAAAAUAUCCAACGAAACAUUGACGUGCUGCCGAAAAUGUUGGAAGUAACUGCUGACGUGUUUGACCGCACUGAUAACAUCUAUGAAACUUACCAAAUGCACGCACUACCAUAGGUGAUUCUAGAUUGUAAAGAUGAGAGACUUCAUUUUUCCAUCUUCUUGAAGCACGCGACAUUCCAUUUUUGUUAAAUAUUGUGAUAUUACCAUGUAGUGGUAUUACCAAUUAAUUAUCGUAUUUACGAUAUAAUAAAUAAGCAUACUCAUUCUCGAAGAAGAGUCAUACGUAGAGUCAUUUACACGCAACUGACAAUUACAAUUGUUAUAUAUACAAAAACGCGCGUACAAAGUAGUGGCACGGUCGUACAAUAAGUAAUAACACUUUUAUAUAUCAUCAUAUUUUGACGUUGGCACAAAUUUUAUCACACGUGAAAAUGAUGGUUUCGCUGGAUCAAGUUUUAAACAUCGUUUUCGGCCAAACGAUGAUUUUCGGUGAUGAUUCGUAUAUAUUAUUUACAUGAGCUAUUUUAAUGUUUCUAUAUAGCAGUAUUGUAUGAAAAACCUAUUAAUAAAAAAGAAUAUAAUAAAACUAA